AUGUUGGACCCAGUCAUGUGCGCUUUCGUUGGUGCGGCGAUCGUCACUUUCGGCCUGGUCAGUAGUGCAUUCUUUUUUUUGACAACAAAACAAAUGCAGACACUUUUCCUAUUCUUCUUCGUGGCACCCGAAGAGGAGGAAAUGCGGCAAAACGAGCGGCGGCAGAGUGCGGAGACACGGAAACACGACAAAGUGUCGAGGAGAAUCGUGACGAAAUUGAGGAAGAAGUUGGCGAAAUUGACGGAAACGUUGGAUGAUGAACACGCGGCGGAACGUGUGGACGUGGCAAAACUCGCCGACAUGAUCGACGAAUUGGAUUUGGCGAGAGUGAAAAAGGAGCUGAUGAGGAUUGCCGUUUCGGGCGAAGACGGCUGGGAGACGCUCGACUGA
Messenger RNA from Caenorhabditis sp. 36 PRJEB53466, 390 nucleotides. NCBI's taxonomy places the organism in Eukaryota, Metazoa, Nematoda, Chromadorea, Rhabditida, Rhabditidae. The record is from the annotation of a GenBank genome assembly.